Messenger RNA from Cricetulus griseus (Chinese hamster), 3941 nucleotides. NCBI's taxonomy places the organism in Eukaryota, Metazoa, Chordata, Mammalia, Rodentia, Cricetidae. The record is from RefSeq and is a predicted model, not a curated record.
GGCAACCCUUACAUGUGCAAUAAUGAGUGUGAUGCAAGUACCCCUGAACUGGCACACCCUCCUGAGCUGAUGUUUGAUUUCGAAGGAAGACAUCCCUCCACAUUUUGGCAGUCUGCUACUUGGAAGGAGUACCCCAAACCUCUCCAGGUUAACAUCACUCUGUCUUGGAGCAAAACCAUUGAGCUCACAGACAACAUAGUUAUUACCUUUGAAUCGGGGCGUCCAGACCAAAUGAUCCUGGAGAAAUCUCUCGAUUAUGGACGAACAUGGCAGCCCUAUCAGUAUUAUGCCACAGACUGCCUAGAUGCUUUUCACAUGGACCCAAAAUCUGUGAAGGAUUUAUCCCAGCACUCGGUCUUAGAGAUCAUUUGCACUGAAGAGUACUCCACCGGGUACUCCACGAAUAGCAAAAUAAUUCACUUCGAGAUCAAAGAUAGGUUUGCAUUUUUUGCUGGACCUAGGCUACGAAAUAUGGCUUCCCUCUAUGGACAGCUGGAUACAACCAAGAAACUCAGAGAUUUCUUCACAGUCACGGACCUGAGGAUCAGGCUAUUGAGACCAGCCGUUGGGGAAAUAUUUGUAGACGAGCUACAUUUGGCACGUUACUUUUAUGCUAUCUCAGACAUAAAGGUGCGAGGAAGGUGCAAAUGCAACCUGCAUGCCACUGUGUGUGUAUAUGACAACAGCAAACUGACUUGUGAAUGUGAGCACAACACGACAGGUCCAGACUGUGGGAAAUGCAAGAAGAAUUAUCAGGGCCGACCUUGGAGUCCAGGCUCUUACCUCCCUAUCCCCAAAGGCACUGCAAACACCUGUAUUCCCAGCAUUUCCAGUAUUGGUAACUGUGAAUGCUUCGGCCACUCCAAUCGGUGCAGUUAUAUCGAUCUGCUAAACACAGUCAUUUGCGUGAGCUGUAAACACAACACUAGAGGGCAGCACUGUGAGUUAUGCAGGCUGGGCUACUUCAGAAAUGCUUCUGCACAGCUGGACGAUGAGAAUGUGUGCAUAGAGUGUUAUUGUAACCCUCUGGGCUCAAUCCAUGAUCGUUGUAAUGGCUCAGGAUUUUGUGAGUGUAAGACUGGAACAACAGGGCCUAAAUGUGAUGAGUGCCUGCCAGGAAAUUCCUGGCACUACGGCUGUCAACCUAAUGUCUGCGACAAUGAGCUUCUGCACUGCCAGAAUGGAGGGACCUGCCACAACAAUGUGCGCUGCCUGUGCCCGGCCGCCUACACUGGCAUCCUCUGUGAGAAGCCACGGUGCGAAGAAGCUGGCAGCUGUAGCUCCGACUCCGGCCAGGGAGCACCCCUGCGGGGCUCCCCAGCACUGCUGCUGCUGACCCUGCUUCUGGGGACAGCCAGUCCCCUGGUGUUCUAGGGGGUCACAGAAGCCCUCCGACAGGCCUGUGCUGUGGGGAAGCAAACACAACCCAAGCGAUUGCUACUUACAGAGAAAACACGCACACCCACUCCAAUACAGCGUACAAACGAAGAGGGCCUAACUGAACUAAGCCAUAUCUCUCAGACCCGGACACCACAUCGGAGUCAAGACUGUUCAUCACUGACUCCAGAGGAAUUGGCAGCUGUUACUAAUAUCAUUGCAAAUCUCAUUGCCAGCUGCAAAGUCGAUUGCGGAUUGGAAAGGCUGUGAGAGCGCCCCCAAAAGGAAAGAAAAAAACAAACAAACUGAUCAACCAACCUAAAAAAAUAAAAAACAUUCGCUACUCUACCGUGGUGCACCCUAGUACCGCUCUGCCCAGUGUGUGGACCAACCAAAUAGAAGCAUUCUUUGCUGUCAGGUGCAUUGUGGGUAUAAGGAAAUCUGUUACAAGCUGCCAUAUUGGCCUGCUUCAGCUCCCCCCCUUCCCCAGUCCCUUCCAACCUGUGCUUUAGUGAAAGUUGCUCUGUAACCCUUGUUGGUUGAAAGAUUUCUUUGUCCGAUGUUAGUGAUACACACGUGUAACAGACCCCCUCCAAAAGCGCAAGCCAGUCAUACCCCUGUAUAUUUUAGCAGCACUGAGACCCCAGUGCCGGUUCACACCCACUUCUCAAGAGUGGCUAGAGGAAAGAGAAAGUGUAUCUAUCCUUUUGUAUUCAAAUGAAGUUAUUUUUCUUGAAAUACUGUAAUAUGUAGAUUUUUUGUAUUAUUGCCAAUUUUAUGUUACCAGACAAUCUGUUAAUGUAUCUAAUUCGAAUCAGCAAAGACUGACAUUUGAGUUUUGUCCUGUUUGGUUUUUGUUUUGUUUCAUUGUGCAGAGAUUGCUCUGUAUGGGCAACGAGCGUGCUGGCAUCAAAGAAUAUCAGUUUACAUAUAUAGCAAGUGUAAUAAGAUUCCACCAAAGGACAUUCUAAAUGUUUUCUUGUUGCUUUAACACUGGAAGAUUUAAAGAAUAAAAAUUCCUGCAUAAAUGAUAUCAGGAAUUUCUAUUGCCCAUUUCUUAAGAUGCGAGGAGCAACUAACCAACAGUUUCACACUGAUUUUGUGUGGACCAAACACAGUCAGAUGAUGACUUUAGUAGCCCAGGAAGAUGGAUUGAUGGUCACUAGCUUGGACAACGUCUGCAAAAUAUGAGACUAUUUUCCACCUGGGAAAAAAUAACUGCAAGAACAGAAAGAAAUAUCUAAGUGAUUGCCAAGAUUAUGCCAAAGCCUGUUGGCAGAGUACUAAGAGACUUUUAUUUUUAAGUCAUGCUAUUUUCACAGAUUUAUGGUGAUCAUGUGACUCUAGGGAUGCUGAUCUAUGUAUCCUUCCAAAUACAGUGUUUACAUGGAGUAUUGUAAGAGGCCACCUGGGGAACCAGGACAGCAGCAGGGAAAUUGAGUGAUUAGCAAUUUGACUUUGAAUAUAUUCUAAGUAUUUAAAUGAAAUAUCAAAAUAUACAGCAGCAAGUAGACAUAACUGCUGUUCCUGAGAAUAAAGUCUGUUUCAAGUACUGCCCAAGGUGUAAUAAAUUCUUGUUGCUGCCUUUUAUUAGGCCAAUUACUGUAUAAGACAGUAAAGGGAGCUGGGCAGGGGAGAAACACUGCAAACACUGGAAGGGCUGGAACUGUGUGCAUUCUAUCCCAGCAUACUGCCACCCCACAGGUGACAAGUGUGUCAGCAGCAGCAUCUCUUAGAAUCAGAAACAAUUAUGAGGCCAAGCCAGCAGCUUAAGGACAAUGAAGUCCUAUGUGACCUGGUGGAACAAUAACCUAUGACAGUAUUAGGUCAGAAGCCGAGUUCCAGGCUGAAUUCUUCACCCUACUGCCAGUCUUUGCUGAACCGAGGGGGAGGAAAUGUCUUCUGAUAAAUAACCCAAGUCAAAACUAGAUGAAGGAACAGCAUGUCUUAUUGGUUUUGUUCCCAGAAAAGCCAAUUCAAAGAAGGCAAUAAAAGGUAAGCAGGUAAUGCCUGUUCUGCCUGCCAUCCCACGUCCAAGUCGAUUGAAUGUUUGUUAUUCAAACCAACAACCUCUUUUGAUAUAAGAAAUAGGGAAAGAUGGAAAUAAAUUAGCACUUUGGCUUCGCGCCAGAGUGGCCAACCAGAAAUGGCAGAUUUACAUUAGAAGCAUAAAUAGAAAAUUAUAUUUCCAGCUCACCAAAGAAUACACAUGAAAAUUCUGGUAGCACACAGAGUGUGAGAUUACUUCUAAUGAGGUGGAUUUCUUAUAUUAAGAUGGAGUUUAAGUUGUCUUAUAGUUUAUUAGCACAAACCAAAGGCAGACUGUGUUAUUUCCGGCAGCGUGCACUUUAUCACUAUGCACUCACAGCAUUGUCACAGUGAUCAGGAGUCAGACGCUGCACAGUUCAAUCUGAGGGAUUCCAAAAACUAAUUCUGAAAUUUAAUGAGGGCCUGAUUUCAAUCAAUUCAUCUGCAUUUUAUCUUUACGAGGCUAUAAGAAUUGAAAUUGAUGAGGAAUAUCUUGCAUUCAGUGUGUUUAGAUAUAGUUCUUUGAAUUUCUUGGA